Anguilla anguilla (European eel) is the source of this 1422-nucleotide messenger RNA. It is a transcript of the gene hspb7, whose product is annotated as heat shock protein family, member 7 (cardiovascular). NCBI's taxonomy places the organism in Eukaryota, Metazoa, Chordata, Actinopteri, Anguilliformes, Anguillidae. The transcript has 4 exons. The record is from RefSeq and is a predicted model, not a curated record. Gene Ontology annotation, cellular component: cytoplasm; nucleus. Bases 499 to 978 code for a protein of 159 amino acids. Gene Ontology annotation, biological process: heart development.
CUCACAGACAUACAGCACACACACACACACACAAGCCCAUCACUCAAACCCACAAUAUAUAAGCCUGCAAGACAGAGCAUGCCUGCAAGGCUCAUUGUAAUCUGAGAGACAGAAACAGAGCGACAAGAGAGAGGGACACAAACACAGAGGGAGGACAGAAAAAGAUAUAGAGCACAAACAAAAAGAAUCUCAGCAGAGUGAGAGAUAUAGAGAGAGUGAGAGAGAAAGAAGAGACCAGUCAAGACAAAGGGAAGACUGACAGCGGGAGGAGGGAAACUCCUGCCUCCUAAGGACAUUUUUGGGGUUUAUUGAGGGCAGUAAAGGACCAUUUAAAACACUGAUCAAAACUGCUCCUUCUCCCUCCUCUGCUACUCUUCCGCUCCUGGCUUCCUCUCACACACGGACUCUCGCCCCUGCUCCAUCCACCGCCCCCGCUCCAUCGCCCCCGCUCCACCGUCCCGCUCCGCCGUCCCGCUCCAGCAUCCCGCCGAGCCCUCAAUGAGCGGGACCAACUCCUCUGCCUACCGAUCAGAGCGCAGUUUCCACCAGGCGUCCUCUUCCUCGUCCUCCUCUUCCUCCAAGCCCUACAUGGAGAAGAGCCGGGGGAUGUUUGCGGAGGAUUUCGGGUCCUUCAUGCGGCCCCCCCCCGCUCGAGGGCGCCCAUGUCACUCGGGGACAGCAGGAAAUAUCAGGACCGUUGGCGAUACGUACCAGUUCACGGUGGAUGUCCGCGACUUCUCCCCCGAAGAUGUAAUCGUCACAACCUCCAACAAUCAGAUUGAAGUGCACGCUGAAAAGAUGGCAACGGAUGGAACGGUGAUGAACACGUUCACCCACAAGUGCCAGCUGCCGAACGACGUGGACCCCACCUCUGUGACGUCAUCGCUGGGGGGUGACGGAACCCUGACGAUCAAGGCUCGCAGGCAUCCGGCGAAGCUUGAGCACGCUCAGACCUUCCGCACCGAAAUCAAGAUCUGAGCCACGGCGGGACGCUCCUCUCCUCUCCUCUCCGGAACAUCAGGCAUUCCCCGUGUCACCCUGUUAUUUACGCUGCGUCUCCCUGCUUAUUCUUCAGCAGCCUCCUCAUCAUCCUCCUCCUCCUCCUCCUCCUCCAAGCCUCUGUUCCUCAGCUGCUCUGUUGUGUUUCCUACAAGACUACAUUUCCCACAACUGCUCCUGAAAGUCAGGCCUUUCCUGAAGACCCUGAUAUUUCAUGUCAUGUGCACUUUUAACAUACCCUCUAGAAAAAGUGUGACGUGUGUUAAGUGAAAUAUUAAAAACAGUAGAAAUUUUCACAUUAUUUAUACUACCAGAACUGUUUCGCAGAAGUGAAUUUGAAGACUUGAAGAACUGUUGAAAGACUAAUAUUUCAGUUAUCAAAUCCUUCUAAGAGGAUUAUAUAAUAAACAAUAUCUCCAAUGA